This is a messenger RNA of Arctia plantaginis, 501 nucleotides long. The record is from the annotation of a GenBank genome assembly. NCBI's taxonomy places the organism in Eukaryota, Metazoa, Arthropoda, Insecta, Lepidoptera, Erebidae.
AUGAUUAUGGAAAGUUUUAGAAUAUCAGAUAAAAAACUUAAAGAAUUAGUGUUAGAAACAACAAAAGAUGAGGAAUUAAUGACAGUAAAUAAAUAUAUACUAGAAGGAUGGCCGGAAAUGGACUCAGCUAACUCUACAGUACAAGCAAGUCAUGUGGAACUCAUUGGCACUGUGGAGCCUACUCCUCGUCCAUACAGCGGCUCUACACAUCGGCGACGUCGUGGACGUCGAAGUUUGGAGGGAUCUCAACCCCGAAGUGCACAUGAACCAACAAGUCGUUUAGAGGAGGCCCAACGCAGGUUAGCCGAAAUGGAAAGCGAAAGAACAAUGGCUUUUACGGCUGCUUUGGACCGUCUGGCUACUACCAUUGGUCAGCCGUUGGAUCGUCUGGCCACUGUCAUUAGCCAACUUUUGCAAGUAUACCAUAGAAACAGCAGUGGUUCCCCGCCUCUGAGAAAAAGGGCCAGGAUUAUUAUCCCUUCAGAAUCUGACUCCGAUUAA